AUGGGAACUCAGUUUCUCUCUUCUGUCAGCAUCUGCUUUUCAGAUGAUUCAAUUCACCAAGCGAUCCAUGACAAGAAGAGACCAAAGAAAUCGGAAAUUCAAGCGUCCUUUGGGUUUGCUGUUCCUACUGGUAAGCCCUAUUCGGUCUAUGGUCGGGGUCGCAAGGAAUCAGUGACAGCAGAGACCAUUUCUGCUGAUGCUAUCCGUUUUAAUGCACCUCAGAUGCUCGCUAUAGACAAGUUGCGGCUCUUGAACUCGUCUCGCGUCAGAGCAGUCCUUGGAGUAUUUUUUUACUCCGAAUUCUCCUCCGGUUAUUGGUUUUGGCGCUAG
Messenger RNA from Cylindrotheca closterium, 330 nucleotides. The record is from the annotation of a GenBank genome assembly. NCBI's taxonomy places the organism in Eukaryota, Bacillariophyta, Bacillariophyceae, Bacillariales, Bacillariaceae.